This is a messenger RNA of Aspergillus affinis, 1137 nucleotides long. Its product is annotated as urea carboxylase-associated family protein. The transcript is spliced from 5 exons. Bases 1 to 1137 code for a protein of 378 amino acids. The record is from RefSeq and is a predicted model, not a curated record. Lineage: Eukaryota; Fungi; Ascomycota; Eurotiomycetes; Eurotiales; Aspergillaceae.
AUGGCUCCUCAUGGUCGACCCCCGCCGGCAUAUACGGCUCCUAAAGACUCGACCGUCCACGGCACUACCCCUAUCUACAAGUCUAUCUCCAAGACGGCCGCAGAUGCCUCGCAGCGUGCUCUGGAGACGUCGUUCACCAUCCACCCUUGUUCCGGACAGGCCUGGGUCGUCCCAGCCGGACAUGUUUGCCGCCUCACUACCCCUAAGGGCCCGCAGGUCGGGGAUCUGAACAUCUGGAACGCGCAGAACCCUCGAGAGCGUCUCUGGGCUGCCCGCACGCGUCAAAUCCAUGCUUCUCAUGUGUCUGUUGGCGAUCGUCUCUGGUCCAACCUGCCAUACCUGCGGCCUCUUGUGACGAUCACGGGGGACUCGCUGGCCGGCGGUCAACUGCAUGAGUUAGUUAAUGACAACGGCGUGCGGAAAGCUACCUUCGGCACCACCCAGUUCGGAGGACGGUGUCAUGACCUCCUGGGUACGCGGUGCGAUCCCUAUGUUAAUCUGCUCAUGGGUGGGGAGUCGUUCGAUUACCAUUGUCAUUCCAAUCUGACUCGCGCGGUCGUUCCCCAUGGGCUUACGGAGCUGGAUGUGCACGACGUUCUGAACGUCUUCCAGGUUACUGGACUCGAUGAGGAGGGGAAAUACUUCAUGGAGACCUCUCCAGCGAAGCCGGGCGAGUACUUCGAAUUCUUUGCGGAAGUUGACGUCCUAUGUGCGCUUUCGGCCUGUCCAGGCGGUGACCUUUCUAACUGGGGCUGGGAAGGAAAGGAGGAUACUAUGGGAGCUACGACCCGUCCUCUUGGUGUGGAGGUGUAUAAGUUGACGGAUGAUAAGGUCCUAGAGGGGUGGAAGCAACCAGAAAGCCCUAAAUAUACCGGUAUGCAUGGCUUGAGAAUGCCCGAGCGAGAUAGUGAUGGUCCCCACUUUAACAUCUACUUCCAGGUCACCCUGAAGAAAGACUCUCCUCCCGAUGAGCUGCAAAAGGCCAAAGAAGAAGUGAAGAAGCAGGGCGGCACCGUCAAGCACGAAUACACCCUCAUCAAGGGCUUCACUGCCGAAUACCCAGAUGACCAGGUCAGAACGCUCGAGUCAUCCGAGCACAUCCACGUCGAGCAAGAUGGCGAGAUAAGGAUCCAGUAA